UUUUUAUAUAGCAACACUAGGUAAGGCAGCCAUUUUGUGGUGUCGCAUUGCAGUUUAACGUUGUUCAUCAAUUUUCGUCUAUUUUACAUGGGAGUAUUACUUUUUGUUUUGAUACCGAAAAUUAAUCACAACAAAUAAAAAGUUCGAGAUAUUUAAAAGUUUUUAGAAGUUUAAUAAAAUGGAACAGGACGUUGAAGCUCUUAGUUUCCCAGUACUGCGGUACAGAGCAUUAUGUAGUGCCUGUUUAAGCAAUGAUCGAGAUUUAUUCGAAUUGAAUAGUGAGGCGCAAGAUAUUUUCCGCCGAUUACUAUUUACGGGCGACAGGUUCAACGAACCUGUGCCGGAGAUGGACCACCUGGUCUGCUGGGAGUGCCUGGCUCUGCUGAAGAGGUUCCACAAGUUUAAGUGGCAGGUCCACACUGCACAGGAGCAUCUUAGGGUCAUGGCCCUCAGCAGGACGCAGGAGAGCAUGGAUCACACAUACAUGUCUCAAUCUCUCUCCUGCCUCGAGAUGACGACCAAAUCGGAAUACGACAAGAUCUUCUUUGACUUCUCUACCGGAGAAGAAGGGUACAUCAUACAGACGCAGCCGCAGAACGUUAAGAAUGAGCAGUAUGAUGUUAGUCAGGUGCAGGAAACCAGUAUAUUGGAUAUUGAUGAGCAUAUUUUGGAAGUGCCCGAGAUAGUAUUGGAGAAUCCGGUGACCGGAGUGAUGUCUCACAUUGUGGUGGGAACUGACUCCUUGGAUCUGGAUUCUGGACCCAGCGAUGCUGUCAUGUCUCAUCUUACUAUUGGGAAUCUAACCAAGACGCAGAUUGAUUCAAUAAAUAUAAUCACACAGUCGGACGCUAAACCGAAGCUAGAGAAGACGGAGCCCAAACUGGGAUAUGUCACGGAGUAUAUGACUGAAGCUGAUAUGCUGAAAUGCAGAGAUGAAGCCAAGAAAAAGGUGCAGUAUGCAAGCUCGGUGUACAAAUGUGAACUAUGUAUCAUUGGGUUCUACACACAGCAACAAGUUGAAGACCAUUUCGUGUCUGCACAUAGGGCGAAACCCCGUCAAGUAGCGUGCAAAGUAUGCUACGUGUAUGUAGACGAGAGUAAGAUAGCGUCGCACACGGACGCGCACUACCUGAAGUACCGCUGCAAGCUGUGCGCGCACGAGGAGCCCGCAGCCAAGCUCAUGCAGAUGCAUGUUAACACGCACAUGCACAAGCAGGCUAAUAACAUGUCCACCAUCAAAAUUGGGGAUUUGAAGAGUAAGGGCAGAAAGAAGAAAGACAAGGAGACGAAAGAGCAGAAGGAUCCACCGAAGCCGGGAGACUUGCGCAAGUUGUUGUCCAAGACCUCCAUAGAAGGGUACCAGUGUUUGGAGUGUGAUAUGUUCUUUAAAAACUCGCGAGCACGCAAGAACCACGUGGCUCGCUUCCAUAGAGAAGGACUACAGUGUGACCAUUGUAAAAAACGGUUCGUCAACAGAACUACGUUGGCAACACAUCUCAAACUCCACGAAGGUCCUCUCCCGCGAUCAGAAUGCCCGAUCUGCCACAAGAUGGUCCGUGUGAUCCAGCUGAAGUACCACAUACAGCGACAUCAGAACAAGAGUCGCUACGAGUGUACUGACUGUAACAAGACGUUCUCUCACCUCGCCACGUAUCAGGCGCAUCUGAAGUACUCUAGGGCACAUGCGUCGGAGCAGGUUUUCAAAUUUCCCUGUCCUAUGUGCAAGAAAGGCUAUCCUACUAAAGAAGCGAUGCAGGACCACUUCAACUACCAACAUCUUGGCAAGACUAUACAUAAGUGUCCCAUAUGUAAUAAGCCGAUAGCGUCCCGAGCGAAUGUAGACAAGCAUAUGAUGAGGAUACACGGGCAGAAGAAGGAGAAACCGCGGACGCAUAUAUGCCAAGAAUGUGGGAAGGCGUUUACGGACAAAAAAGCGCUAACACAACACGAAGUAAUCCAUUCAGGUGAACGACCUCUCUCCUGCGAUAUUUGCCAACAGACGUUCAAGCAAAAAGCGUCCUUAUAUACACAUAGGAAGCGAGUACAUAAAGUGAUACCUAACAAACGGCUUGUCGAGUAUAUGGACGAUGAUGUGCAACAUUGCAAGGUCGAAAGGUUCGUUGUAUGAGAUUGGGGUCAUUAAAGCAACUUUUUAAGGGGUCAUUGUGAGUUUGGAGUCAUUAAAGCAACUUUUCAAGGGGUCAUUGGAGAAAAUUGCUAGCAAAAGAACCUUUUUUGUGAUUUGUUGACUAAGUUUCAAGAAAAAAGCGUAAUUUUUGAGUAAUUUCAAGUGUAAAGAUACUGUUUCUAUAAAUUAUUAGUUCAUUUACAAGCAAUAAGCGUCCUCAUCUAAGGUGUUCUAAAAUGAUCUGAUUACAAAUUGCAUUGUAUUAAUUUAUGACGAUUUUUAAUAUAAAACUACGUUUUAAAUGAAUACGAUGAACGUCUAUUUGUGCUUUAACUCGUGCUUAAAAAUACAAAAUUACAGUAUUUUUUAACAAAUAAAAAGUUGUUUAUUAUGUUAUCGGCUUACUCACGUAACUGUUUGGCGAGGAACUCGACUAGUUUCCUAAUUAGAGUCUGUGUUUCCUGAUGGGUAUAACCUGGGUGUCUUCAAAGCCCGAGUGAAUAGGUUGCUUAUGGGCAGACGUGCUCCAUCGUAGGCCGCAUCAUCGCUCACCAUCAGGCGAGAUAGCGGCCAAACGUCGACCCAUUAAAUGUUUGAAGUCGUGCUACUCAAAUAUGAGCCAUAUUUGAGUUCCUCGUCAAACAGUUACGUGAGUAAGCCGAUAAUAUAAUAAUUAAUUUAGUAUGUCUCAUGAAAGUUAUAAUAAAAUUAAAAAGUUGUGUAUUUUAGUAUAUUUCGUAUAAAGAAUUGAUAUUAGAAAUAAAUAAUGCUGUGUAUAUAUAAACUAAUUAUGUAUGUUUUUUAAUGUUUUUUUAAUUUAAUUAUAUUGUAAUUGUUGAAAAAGAUGUACUAUUAAAUAAUUAUGCGCCUCUAUUGUAAUACCAGGGGGCUUACUAUUGAAUCCAAUUUCGAUCGAUCGACAUUGAUAUUGUGAACGUACUCUUGAGUUGCAACACUAGCGCCCAUUGCAUCCGUAUUGUGUGAAUAUUGAAUGAACUAAAUGGUAUUGAGUUUGGCUUUACAUUCCGUACUCUGAAUGCUAUUGUAACAGCUACGAUUGGGGUUGUAUAGUUUUGAUAUUGAAUAAUUAUUGAGAUUUUAUUGCAUUGACAUUGAAAUUGGUUUCAAGAGUAAACGCCCAGUAACCUUAAUACAAGUUAGCUUUACGUUUAAAAUAAUCGAAACGAGAGCGCGUUCGGCGAUCUGAUUGGUUGGUUUAUUCGAGCCGGCCAAUCACUUCUUUCGUUUUGAUUACUUUAAACGUAAAGUAAACUUAUACUAAGGGUACAAAUCUUGUUAAGUACUAUGCUGUGUUCUAAAAACCUUAAUUAAGAGUGAUUUUAAUUGAAAUCAGAUAUUUAUCUUGCCUUUUUCCAUACAUAAUAAAAUAAACUAUGCUAAAUGCGAAGCAACUCUUUGUGUGAUCCACAAAUUGUUGUUUCGGGUCUGGUUGUCAUGUGUAUGUGAACUUGUAUGUUUGUGAACGCGCGAACACGGGACAAUGUUUGAAAAGGGGCUUGAAAAAUAAUGGUUUUAAUUACAAUCACUCUUUACUUGUGUCAACAAAAUAAACACAUUGCAUAGCUUUUCAAGCCAUUUUACUGAACUACAUUAUUUGUAUAGUUUAUAUCAUGGCUUGAAUAAGCACUGGCAAGUUGUUUAUUUUGUCCUAUUAUUUAUGUAGGUAAUUGUGGCUAAACUAUGUAAUGUAAAGUCAGACAAGUUAUUUAAUAAUGCACUUUGGGUAAUAAAUAUUGAGGUAGUAGGUAGUAUAGAGACAGUAGCUAUUGUUAUCAGAGGUGGUUUAAAGAGCGCCUUGUCAUUGUAGAAAUUCAUACUAAGUGUAAAUAGCUGAACGCGCUCUCGUUUCGAUUACUUACUUUAAACGGAAAGCAAACUCGUACUAAGAUAGCUUGAAUAAACCUGAUUGGCCGGCUUGAAUAAACCUUAUUGCCCGGCUUGAAUAAACCUGAUUGGCCGGCUUGAAUAAGCCUUAUUGCCCGACUUGAAUAAACCUGAUUGGCCAGCUUAGAUUAACCUUAUUGGCCGGCUUGAAUAAACCUUAUUGGCCGGCUUGAAUAAACCUUAUUGGCCGGCUUGAAUAAACUUGAUUGGCCGGCUUGAAUGAACCUUAUUGCCCGGCUUGAAUAAACCUGAUUGGCCGGCUUAAAUAAUCUUGAUUGGCCGGCUUGAAUAAACCUGAUUAGCCGGCUUGAAUAAACCUGAUUGGUCGGCUUGAAUAAACCUGAUUGGCCGGCUUGAAUAAACCUGAUUGGCCGGCUUGAAUAAACCUGAUUGGUCGGCUUGAAUAAACCUGAUUGGUCGGCUUGAAUAAACCUGAUUGGCCGGCUUGAAUAAACCUGAUUGGCCGGCUUGAAUAAACCUGAUUGGUCGGCUUGAAUAAACCUGAUUGGCCGGCUUGAAUAAACCUGAUUGGUCGGCUUGAAUAAACCUGAUUGGUCGGCUUGAAUAAACCUGAUUGGUCGGCUUGAAUAAACCUGAUUGGCCGGCUUAAAUAAACCUUAUUGACCGACUUGAAUAAAUCAACCAAUUAGUGCGCCAAACGUGCUCUCGUUUCGAUUACUUUAAACGUAAAGCAAACUCGUACUAAGGGUACUGUCUCUAUACUGAAUCAAUCUUUGUCUCUUUACCUGCAUACGAAAUAACUUUAGACUAUACUAUAAGUCUUCUCGAUAGCAAUACAAUAAAAAGAUUUUAUAUUUAAUAUGAAAUAAUGAAAGUGCAACUUAUAAGAGAUACAUUUAAAUAUAUUUUAUUUACAAAUAAACGUUAUGAUAGACUUAAGUAUUUA
Spodoptera frugiperda (fall armyworm) is the source of this 4940-nucleotide messenger RNA. Its product is annotated as zinc finger and BTB domain-containing protein 41. Gene Ontology annotation, biological process: regulation of transcription by RNA polymerase II. Lineage: Eukaryota; Metazoa; Arthropoda; Insecta; Lepidoptera; Noctuidae. Bases 179 to 2128 code for a protein of 649 amino acids. Gene Ontology annotation, cellular component: nucleus. Gene Ontology annotation, molecular function: RNA polymerase II transcription regulatory region sequence-specific DNA binding; DNA-binding transcription factor activity, RNA polymerase II-specific; zinc ion binding. The transcript is spliced from 14 exons. The record is from RefSeq and is a predicted model, not a curated record.